This is a messenger RNA of Diachasma alloeum, 1917 nucleotides long. RefSeq names its product cytochrome P450 4g15. Gene Ontology annotation, molecular function: heme binding; monooxygenase activity; iron ion binding. The record is from RefSeq and is a predicted model, not a curated record. The coding region runs from base 213 to 1871 and encodes 552 amino acids. NCBI's taxonomy places the organism in Eukaryota, Metazoa, Arthropoda, Insecta, Hymenoptera, Braconidae. The transcript is spliced from 9 exons.
UGGGAAGCGUGACAAGUUGGAAAAGUUUCGAAUUACUGAUAACCAAAGGUGACUGGGCAAUUUGUGAUCAAUUUAGGAUAGAGCCAAUCUUCAACACUGGAUAGCGAACGUUCAGCAUCACACAAGAGAAGAAUUAAGAGAAGGAGACGAGUCUGUCGUUGUUGCUCGAUAGUGUACGCAGUUUGUCAUAGUGUUUUUAAUACAAUAAAAAAAUGGAUGCAGUACCUGUUGCCGCCACUUCGUCCUACUUUGCGACGAGCCUCUUUUACCCCCUUGUCUUCAUCGUCGCUGGUCUUUGGGCACUCCACUGGUAUAUCGAGAACUUGAGGAUUGUGCGGAUGGGAAACAAGUUGCCUGGACCAAAGACAGUUCCUUUCUUUGGAAAUGCUCUGCUCGCUUGGGGAGUUGCGCCGGAAGAUGUGUUGGGUGAGGUGAUGAAAUACAUCCACUAUGGUAGAGUUAUCAGAGCUUUCCUGGGUACGAAACUCGUUGUCUUUCUGAUUGACCCCAGAGACGUUGAGAUCAUCCUCGGGAGUCACGUGCAUCUCGACAAAUCCGAAGAGUACAGAUUCUUUAAGCCAUGGCUUGGCGAGGGUCUUCUCAUCAGCACCGGAGAGAAAUGGAGGACACACAGGAAGAUAAUCGCCCCCACGUUCCACCUCAACGUCCUCAAAACUUUUGUCCCGCUGUUCUACGAGAACAGUCUAGAUUUGGUCAACAGACUGAAGUUGGAGGUUGGGAAGAAAUUUGAUAUUCAUGAUUACUUGUCUGCGGUGACUGUUGAUAUUCUCCUGGACACUGCCAUGGGUGUGCGAGGCGGAAAGAGAGAAAAGACUGGAUUCGAUUAUGCCAUGGCUGUAAUGAAGUUGUGUAAUAUUGUUCAUCAGAGGCAGUACAACUUCAUGCUUCGUAUGGACCCAGUUUUCAAGUGGUCAAAGUUCGCGACGAAGCAGGAAAAACUCCUGAGCAUUAUCCAUGGACUGACCAGAGGUAUUAUGGACAAGAGGAAGAUGGAUUACGAGGAAAAGGGAGAGGAGGCUUAUCCCGAGGAGCUCAGGCACGGCAAGACUGUUGAUGCGACAAUAAAGGAAGAGAUUAAGUCAUCUAAGAUGAGAUAUGUGAGGGAUGAUCUGGAUGAGAUUGAUGAAAAUGAUGUCGGUGAGAAGAGACGCUUGGCCUUCUUGGACCUCAUGCUAGAACUCUCGAGGAAUGGAGCCAACAUGACUGAAGAUGAGGUUCGAGAGGAGGUUGACACCAUCAUGUUCGAGGGUCACGACACCACAGCUGCUGGCUCCAGUUUCACCCUCUGUGUCUUGGGGAUUCAUCAGGACAUUCAGGAGCGUGUUAUGGAAGAGCUGGACAGUAUAUUCAAGGGAUCAGAUCGUCCCUGCACCUUUCAAGAUACACUCGAGAUGAAGUACCUGGAGCGUGUGAUUAUGGAAUCAUUGAGAAUGUUUCCACCCGUGCCAGCAAUCGCCAGGCACCUCAACGAGGACGUCAAGCUUGCGUCCGGUGAUUAUGUGUUACCACGUGGUACCACGGUGAUUAUUGCACAGUAUCAGAUACAUCGUCUUGAGGAGUACUAUCCGAAUCCUGAGGUCUUCGAUCCUGACAGGUUUUUGCCGGAAAAUACACAGACCAGGCAUUACUAUGCUUAUGUUCCCUUCAGCGCUGGACCAAGAUCUUGCGUCGGCCGCAAAUACGCAAUGUUGAAGUUGAAAGUACUCCUCUCCACAAUACUAAGAAACUACAAGAUUCUCUCCGAUCUGACCGAAGCGGAUUUCCGGCUGCAAUUGGACAUAAUCCUUAAACGCGCAGAUGGCUUCCCAAUCUGGAUCGAGCCGCGAACAAAAACCACGACUGUUAUGUAAAUGUCCAUGAUUGAAAAUAAUAAAUUCUUAAUAUUAGUUUACGGAA